Echinostoma caproni is the source of this 366-nucleotide messenger RNA. NCBI's taxonomy places the organism in Eukaryota, Metazoa, Platyhelminthes, Trematoda, Plagiorchiida, Echinostomatidae. The record is from the annotation of a GenBank genome assembly.
AUGAAGCACAAGACCAGGCCAAUGAUCAAGCUGUUGAUCAACGAGAACAAACUAGAUCGGGUGACCAUACAACUGGUUAGAGAGCGUGUUGAUGGACCGGAUGCAGAUGAUGAGGCAGAGGCUGCGAGUGCACGACCGAACAGUCGGCGUGCUCAAGGUGGAGCAAGAAAGCAACGUGAUCCAGAGGAAAGGGCAGAAGACGAUGAUCGUGAGGCACGGGCAGACCGAAACGAGCCAGACAGAGAUGCACGCAGAGAAACAAGAAGGCAACAACGGGCCCAAUUAGAUCGAGAUCGAGGUGAUGUCCGAAGGCGCCCACGUUAUGAUUUGAGUAUAACAUGGAGAACUCAAAUGACAAAUAAAUGA